Protopolystoma xenopodis is the source of this 303-nucleotide messenger RNA. The record is from the annotation of a GenBank genome assembly. Lineage: Eukaryota; Metazoa; Platyhelminthes; Monogenea; Polystomatidea; Polystomatidae.
AUGGAAGACGAUGACCAUUUGUUCAGCCAGUUUCCUUUGGCAAACAUCGACCGCAUUCUGAACACACUUCGUCCUUUGGUGCAGGGCCGACGCGACCAACUCCUCGAGUUCGCCAGAACAAUGGAUCCAGAGGGACGUGGAAGCUUCGGUUUGGCCAGUUUCGAGGACUUUCUGUUGCGGAUAAUCGGCGACUUGGCGUCAGGCAAAGAGAGCCAUAGGGAGGCGGGAGCAGAGAACAACAAACAAGACCUUCUCACCAAGCAUGAGAAAAUAACUCUGAUUCGUCAUUACGCAGAGCGGUGA